AUGUCUCUACCAGAAACUUUCAAAAACAACGACGAGGGCACCUUCGGGGCAUAUACUGCCAGCUCGAGGUGGCCAACUAUUGUGGACAACGCAAUUGACGAUCUUCAAGCAGAACUUGAUACCUUGGAACCUUCCACCAAACACUAUCAAGAUGGGAAAUUGAUCCAACAGCAGCUGAUUGACCUAAAGGCUGAGAUCCAGGACGACCAAGCAAUCAGACCCUUCACGGAAUCUGAAAGCGCAAUUGCAAAGAUUCCCGGGUCCUUUAAUGAAGUGAUCUCUCGAAGCCCGCAGACCUGGCAAACCGGCGGCUGGCUGUUUUGUGAAGUCUACUUAUAUCGCCGGAUCAAUUUACUCUUCAGGAGCCUCCCCUCCUGGGGCCAGUUUGAUAUCUUCAACAAGGUUAAACAAUCCACUUUUCAAAGCUCUAUGAUUGGAGUUGUUGAGCUAGCCACUCGCUACAGGAAACUUGAAGCUCAAUUAAAACCUGCGGAUGAGGAAACGCUACAACUUCUUUUCAAAGAAUUUAUCGAUAUCUCAUUGUGGGGUAAUGCCACAGAUUUGUCGCUUUUAACAAAUGCCACCUUGGAAGAUAUUAAGUCCCUACAAGGUGAAGAGGCGAGGAAAGCUUCUGAGUCCAAGAUCUUGAUCAACGACACUUCCAAGGCUUGGGCUCAACUUAGGUCCUCUGGUAGUAACAGGGUCGAUUUCGUUUUAGAUAAUUCCGGUUUCGAAGUCUACGCCGAUUUGAUGCUCGCGUUGUUUUUGCUAGAUACGAAAAUUGUACAACAAUGUGUUUUCCAUGCUAAAGAUAUCCCAUACAUGGUAAGCGACUGUAUGAUCAAGGAUUUCGAGCUACUACUACAGGACAUGAGUUCUGUGGACUUUUUUGAUCUGAAGCAAUUGAAAGACGAAGAGCAAUCUGGACGGCAAUCUCUUGAUUUUUUGGUCAACACUUUAAAGAGCCAUGUCGAAUCAGGUCAGAUUUCUUUCACGCAAGACUCCUUCUGGACUCUAGAUCUAGACUACAGCAAUAUUGAUCCAUCGGAAACAAAAUUUCAUGGUGCUGCCAUUCACAAAGAAUUAUUGCAGAGCGAUUUAGUCAUAUUCAAGGGUGAUUUAAAUUACAGAAAACUCACUGGAGACAGAAAGUGGCCACGCACAACCAAAUGGGAAACUGCCAUUGGUCCCCUGGCCUCAAAUGGCUUGAAAACUUUGAGUUUGAGAACAUGUAAGGCCGAUGUGGUUGUUGGUUUGGCCCCUGGAGUUGAUGAACAGCUAUGUUCCGAAUGGGAGUCACAGAAGAAAACUGAACCCGGCUCCUGGUGGUGCUCGAGCGGCAAGUACGCCGUGAUAUGCUUCUGUGACGGAAAAAACUGA
Messenger RNA from Lachancea dasiensis, 1380 nucleotides. The record is from the annotation of a GenBank genome assembly. Lineage: Eukaryota; Fungi; Ascomycota; Saccharomycetes; Saccharomycetales; Saccharomycetaceae.